UAUGAAGCUGAGGGAGUUCAUUCUAUAUAGAGGGGGUGCAAAACAUUUGGUCAAAGCUUUGGACCUUUUUAAAUACCUCCCUUAAUCUUCUCUGUUCUAUACUUCUAUUGGCUACACAGGUCUCAAAUGUGCAGUUUCGAAAGACACACGUGCCUUGGCAAACAUGCAGUUCCAUUUUAAAUCUGGUGCUAUACUCCGCUGUCGCCCGUACCUUUAAAUUGCUUUUAGAAGUGCUUGACAUUUAUUAAGGUGUUGAUUUUUCAAAACAGGAACAGCUUCCCUCGCCUUUACUGUUCCAAUGCACUUCCUCCACAGCGUGUUUUAAAAGCUGACUGCCAACCCGAGGACGGGGAUAAGACUCCCGUUGCACAGCGGGUUCGCCCAUUCCAGGUUUUACCACCUGCAUAGGCAGCAAACUCAGAUGUGUUAUCAAGCUCCUAGCGAAACCAGGAUCGCACUGCUGUGCAACGGGAGUCUUAUCCCCCUCCCUGGGUUGUGCUUGAUCAAGCCAAGCCCACUUCCUGCUUGAAUUCCCCAGAGGCUGGUUGUUAUAACCGGGUUGUGAAGCAGUGCAAAGGUUCAUGUUUUAGCAGCUGCGAUGGUGGCAAAGCGCAGGGGACAAAGUGCGUGCCCGUGACUGAGCUGGAGAGACGCUGCCAGGCUGGUAGAUCCUGUUCUGGGAACAGACUUGAGAAAUGGCAAAGAAAAAAGCCCCCGAUCUCCUCUCUGACAAUCACACAGUGGAUGUGAUUCGCUGGAAGGUGUGUGAGGAGAAACUGCAGCUAACCAGCUCCGUGCCAUUCAACAAGCCCAACCUGUCCACCUGUCCUCAGCAGACUCGAUGGGGUCUGAAGGAUUUCUACAGCCUGGAGGAGUGUGUGAGCUUCAUUACACAGUGGAGCAAAGAGGUGGAGAGACUGAGCAAGCGCAAACCAAACAAGGAGGACGGAGGGAGAGGAGAGGAGGAGGAGGAGGAAGAAGGGAAGGAGAGAGACAGAGGAGCAAAGGAGACUCCCGGUGACAAUGACAACAGCUUGGAGGCGUGUCGACGGUGCAUACUGGGCUGGGCCAAGGAGCUCAACACGGUGGCUGAGCACAGAAAGACGGUGAAGAAGGGGAGCCGUGGGGAGCAGCAGCAGGAGGAAUCAGAAAGAAAAGAGGAGGGGGGAGAGGAGGAGGAGAAAUUUCAGCGCAUCAUGAACUGGGCCAGGGAGCUGCAGACUGUGUCCGAGGGCUGUGGAUUGGCUGAAGAGGGUGUGGCUCAGUCCCUCGCAGAGCUGGGAUUGGACAAUAAGAGACUGGGUCCCGUGCUGCCCCUGCUGGAAUUCAUCACCUGGUCUCUGCUGCAGGAGCACACACAGGGAGGUGUCCCGGAACUGUGGCUGUCGACAAAGCAGAAUUCCCGGAGAGCUGAUGCUGUCAGAUACAUCCCGGAUUCAGUCUGGAAGUGGAUUUGUAGCGCCGCAGCGGAUGUGACUCUAGACCCCGACACGGCACACCCCUGGCUUAUCCUGUCCAAGAACGGGAAAAGUGUGAGAAGGGGAGAGACGAGCCAGGAUCUCCCAGAAAAAAAACAGAGGUUCGACUGGAAGAGCUGUGUCCAGGGCUGGCAGGGGUUCACCUCUGGGAGACACUACUGGGAGGUGGAGGUGGAGCAGAACAGCGCCUGGAGAGUGGGAGUCACUGCGGCUUCCGCCCAGAGGAAGGGAAGGUUCAGCAUGCACCCCGCUGGGGGAUACUGGACAAUCUGGAGGAGUCAGAGCCACCUAUGGGCCUGCACUGACCCCAAGACCUGCCUUCCUUUGAGCCUGGACCCCCGGAAGGUAGGGGUGUUUGUGGAUUACGAGGAAGGGAAGGUCUCCUUCUACAAUGCGGACAAGAGGUCUCACAUCUACACCUUCAGCGACACCUUCACUGAGAAGCUGUACCCAGUUUUCGCUAUCCAAGAUGAAGAAACGGCGCUUGUGAUAACAUCCCCCUCCCCAGUGAGCACUAGGCGCAAUUAACCCUGUGAUGCCCAUUUCUGUAUCGCAUGUGAUGCAAUGCUUAGCCAGCCCUUUUUAAUCCAGCCUCACAAGCUAGAAUUGUUCAGAUUCAGCAGAUUAGGUGUUGCCAGACAGGGGGAAAGUAGUUUUCUUGUACAAAGCAAUCUAGUGAAAAAUAACUGUAAUAAAGCAGUUUUCCUCAUUUUAAAAAUGCUUGUGGGCAUCGCCCCCGGGUCCAGCAGCCCAUGCUGGCGCGACCGCCAGACGCACACGUUUUUGAACUGAUCAGUUUUCUUCAGCUGUCUUGAUUUAUGACUUUUUAAAGAAACGUUUCGGGUUUUGCUCAACUGUUUUGUCUUCAUUGCACAUCCUGUCGUAGUUUUUGUGCUACUGUGAAUACAUGAUCUCUCUUGAUUUUUUUGUCUCUUAUACACAAGUCUGUCAUUAAAUGAUCAUUUGAUAUGCAUCAUGUGAUGUUUAACAUUUACCUUCCUACAGUUCCUUUGC
Molecule: messenger RNA, 2492 nt
Organism: Polyodon spathula (Mississippi paddlefish)
Lineage: Eukaryota; Metazoa; Chordata; Actinopteri; Acipenseriformes; Polyodontidae
Product: E3 ubiquitin-protein ligase TRIM39
Exons: 11
Coding region: 696-2006 (436 amino acids)
Molecular function (GO): protein binding
Source: RefSeq, a predicted model, not a curated record